Messenger RNA from Zymoseptoria tritici IPO323, 1485 nucleotides. RefSeq lists its product as uncharacterized. The coding region runs from base 1 to 1485 and encodes 494 amino acids. Lineage: Eukaryota; Fungi; Ascomycota; Dothideomycetes; Mycosphaerellales; Mycosphaerellaceae. Gene Ontology annotation, biological process: DNA replication, synthesis of primer. The transcript has a single exon. Gene Ontology annotation, cellular component: alpha DNA polymerase:primase complex. The record is from RefSeq and is a predicted model, not a curated record.
AUGCCUCACGCACUCUCUCCCGAGCAUGCUCCUGAGAGCAGUCCCGUGGACACGAUACUCCCGGAUGCUUCUGAAAGUCAAGAUGUCGACAUGUCCGACAGUCCGAACGACACAGCUCGGAGUGCCACGAAAGGACUAGAAGACAUGUUUGACGAUGAAGACCCUAACGAUCCGUAUUCUUCAAGCGCAGCGACUCGCGAGUCCAACAGCUCUCAGGGCAAGCCAGAUUCCGCACCCAAAGGCAACUUCUCCGAGCCCGAAACACUACGACAAUUCUAUCAGCGACUGUGUCCUUUUCGACACCUCUUUCAAUGGCUCAAUCACUCCGCGACACCGCAGCCCGACUUCCAGAACCGCGAAUUCUCCUUCUGGCUCCCUGGCAGCACAGUGAUUCGAUACCUCUCGUUCCCAUCUGCAGAUCUGCUCCGCAAGCAAUGCGUCCAGAUGACACCAGAACGAUUCGAAAUUGGACCACAGUACUCCAUCAAUCCGAAGGACCGCAAGACGCUGAAGAAAGCAUCGGCAUUCAAGCCCAUCAUGAAAGAGCUAGUCUUCGAUAUCGAUAUGACAGAUUACGACUCUAUUCGAACGUGCUGUUCAGGAGCCAAGAUCUGCAUCAAGUGCUGGCAAUUCAUCGUGAUGGCCAUCAAAGUGGUUGACAAGGCUUUGAGGGAGGACUUUGGCUUUCAGCACAUCAUGUGGGUGUACUCUGGACGAAGAGGAGCCCACGCUUGGAUAAGCGAUAAGCGAGCGCGAGAGAUGGACGAUACAAAACGAAGGGCAGUCGCUAAUUACAUGGAAGCUCUGCGCGGUAACGAGAAUGGCAAAAGGAAUGCCUUUCGACGUCCACUCCAUCCGCAUAUCGAGAGAAGCUUGAAGAUCCUGACGCCAUACUUCCAAACGGACGUGCUCGCGGAACAAGAUCCCUGGCGAUCGAACGAGCAGGCGGAGAAGCUGCUCGCUCUGAUACCAGACAAGUCGCUCACGGAUGCGUUGAGAAAGAAGUGGGAGUCCGCGGACCGCAGCUCCACCCAGAAGUGGGCAGAUAUUGACGCCGUGGCCGAAGCCGGCAACCUUUCCACUCUUUCCACAAAACAAUUGGUCGAGACCAAGCAAGACAUCAGGCUGGAGUACACAUACCCUCGUCUGGAUGCCGAGGUUUCCAAGAAAUUGAACCAUCUGCUGAAGUCUCCCUUCGUUGUACAUCCUGGCACCGGCCGGGUCUGUGUGCCCAUCGACAUCAGAUCGGUGGAGGACUUUGACCCUUUCACCGUGCCAACAGUCACGCAACUUCUGAGUGAGAUUGAUGACUGGGAGAAGAAGAAAGGAGCUGACAUGAGUGAUGAGGAGAAGGCGAAGAUUCAAGACUGGCAAAAGACAAGUCUGAAGCCGUAUAUCGAAUACUUCAGGGGCCACGUUGCGAGUCUGGUCCGAGAGGAGGGCAAAGGGAAACGUGAACGAGAUGAGGAUGGGAUGGAGUUUUAG